Molecule: messenger RNA, 1233 nt
Organism: Helobdella robusta
Lineage: Eukaryota; Metazoa; Annelida; Clitellata; Rhynchobdellida; Glossiphoniidae
Exons: 2
Coding region: 1-1233 (410 amino acids)
Cellular component (GO): cytoplasm
Molecular function (GO): guanyl-nucleotide exchange factor activity
Source: RefSeq, a predicted model, not a curated record
AUGGGAUUAAGAAAACGAAAAGCCGCCGAAAAUGAAACUGCCGCUGAUGUACAAAAGAAACGUCGGAGAUCUCCAAGUUCACGCACCACGCAGCUCAAAAAAUACAAGACUCCGAAUGAACCGUCGACAUUCACUGCCAGUGGGACCUCGUUCACCAUGGGCAUGGGAGAAGUGGGACAGUUAGGACUGGGUCCUGAUGUCAUGGAAGCCAACAGAGUAAGCAAGAUUAACUUGAAAGAUCCAAUCCCGUUCAAAAAAACUGAGGAGGAAGAAAACUGUUUUACCGCAGAUAAGGUUCUGGGCAUUGAAGGAUGUGUUGUGCAGAUCGCUGCGGGUGACAGUCACUCAGUUGCCCUCACAAACAAGGGACAUGUCUACAUAUGGGGAACUUUCAGGGAUAACAGUGGUGUUAUUGGAAUGAACAAAGAUGAUAAAAAUGAUGUCAGACAUCAAAUAUUAGAGUUGAAAAUAGAAAAGCCUUCACUGAUUUUGAGUGAUCAGAUUAUAGUAAAAAUUGCUUGUGGAUGUUCACACUUAUUGUGUCUCUCAAAUAAAGGCGAUAUUUUUAGUUUAGGUGCUUCAGAUUGCGGUCAACUGGGCAGGGUGGCUGAAUAUUUUGCACAGAGAGGUGGACGAAGAGGGCUGAGUAAAAUCCUGACUCCUGGAAAAGUGUCUUUCAGCAAGAAAACAAAAUGUGUUGACAUAUGGGCGGGGGCUUACAUAUCAUUCGCCAGAACUACUGAUGGUGCAAUAUGGGCCUGGGGUCUAAAUAAUUACUUUCAACUAGGAUUUCCAGACAUGAGGGAUCGAUUUACUCCGGAGAUAAGUCCCAGUUUUGAUUCAUCUAUCGAGUGGAAGCAGAUUGCUUGUGCUGAGCACCACAUCAUUGCCAUUGAUGCAACUGGAAAGUCGUACAGCAUGGGUCGAAAAGAGUACGGUCGAUUGGGAUUAGGAGAAGUGAAGGAAGAUGUGAAAGAGCUGGCGUUGAUAGAUACCUUGGCAGAUAAGAAGGUACUGUCAAUUAGUGCCGGGGCGUCGGUUUCUUAUGCAGUCGAUGACCAGGGCGUGCUGUAUGGAUGGGGUAUGGGCAGCACCUUUCAACUUGGCAAUGGAAAUGAUGAGAAAGAUGUCUACACUCCAAAGCCUAUCACAGGAAAACAGCUUGAAAAAAUGAGUUGCGUAAUGGCGUCAGCUGGAGGACAGCACACUCUUGUUCUUGCUUCUAGCAAAUGA